Messenger RNA from Neltuma alba, 633 nucleotides. Its product is annotated as putative RING-H2 finger protein ATL19. The transcript has a single exon. Gene Ontology annotation, biological process: protein ubiquitination. Lineage: Eukaryota; Viridiplantae; Streptophyta; Magnoliopsida; Fabales; Fabaceae. The coding region runs from base 1 to 633 and encodes 210 amino acids. The record is from RefSeq and is a predicted model, not a curated record.
AUGGCUGAUCAACUUUCAGAUUCUCUCGCAACCGUCAGAUCCUCAUCAGGAGACGACAUUAUCAUCGGAGAUUCUCUUCAAACCAGCCAAUACGCUGUCACGUUCGAUCUUCGAACCACCAUCAUCAUCGGCUUCUCCGUCUCACUCUUCUUUUGCGUCGUCUACCACAUUCUCUGCAGCUUCUUCUACCGGCUCAUCGACACCAGGAUUUACCAUCAUCGCGACGUCAACGUCGAAGAAGGAACAGACCUAAUGCCCGUCGACGGCGAUACGUCGCGGUCGCAGCAUCAGGUGGCGCUGUUUCAGGCUCUGGUUCUGAGCAACAUGCAGGCUUGGGUGAUGGUGGGAGCAUUAAUGGAGGAUUCUUCGGAGGAGGUGGACGAGAGCAGAGGGGAAAUCCUGAGGGCGAUGCAGAAAUUGCCGGCAUUGGUGAAGUACGGAAGCGAGCAUAAUAAUGAGAAUAAUGAAGUGACAAGAAAUUGUAUGGAUUGCGUAAUAUGCUUGGAGGACUUUAAGGUUGGCGAACUGUGUCAGGUUUUCCCUAGGUGCAAUCAUGUGUUUCAUUCGAGUUGCAUAGAUUGUUGGUUGGCCACCAAGCUUACGUGCCCAACUUGUCGGGGUUGCAUUACAUGA